Molecule: messenger RNA, 2274 nt
Organism: Durusdinium trenchii
Lineage: Eukaryota; Dinophyceae; Suessiales; Symbiodiniaceae
Source: the annotation of a GenBank genome assembly
AUGGCCGAUGGGAGUGCCAUCGAAGCAGCCUCUGUGGUGGCCAUCAAGAACGGCACCCUCUACUCGGAUGUCAUUGGCUAUGCAAGGGAAGCACGUGCGAAAGGCUUGAAAGUCCCGUUGCUUCUCAUGGGAUACUACAAUUCCUUUUUGGCCGCCGGCGUCGAAGAGACCUGCAAGGAGUGCUCCGAGGCAGGCAUUGACGGUUUCAUCGUGGUGGACCUUCCCGUCGAAGAAUCCUGGAGGAUCAUGGCACCUUCUGCUGCCAAGCACAACUUGAGCCUGGUGCCUUUAGCCUCCCCCACCAGUGGGGCUGAACGCAUCCAGCAGGUGGCGGAAGCCGCCAUCACGCCGAUCCCUGGCAUGGUCUAUGUGGUCUCGCUGCUGGGCGUCACCGGGACUCGAGAAGGCGAAGAGGCCAAAGCCAAGGCCGUUGGGGCCAUUCGGCUCAAGGAAUGUGAGGGCGUGGUGCAGUCUGUGACCCAGCUGCAUACCAAGAAUGUGCGCGAUGCUGCCAAGAAGCUCCUCACAUCGAUUGGUUGGGCGUUUCAUGGAGUUUCGGGGAGUCAACGCGGUUGUGACAACGAUGACUUGGUGCGUUGGCUGGGGGCUGAACUCCCUGUCGUGGUGGGCUUUGGUAUCUCAGAGCGAAAGCACGUGGAGGAGUUUGGUGCCUUUGCGGAUGGCUGCGUGGUGGGCUCCAAGAUCAUCCAGGAGCUGGGAAAAGGCGGCGUGGCAGCCGCCGGUGCUUUGGUGAAGAAGCUCAGUGGUGGACCAUUGAGCAGCACCAGCUCCAAAGAGGUGGAGCCUCCGGCGAAGCGUCAACGGACAGCCGCCGAUUUGGAGCAGCAGAGGAAGAAGCAUGCGGACAAGUGGAACUUUGGAAGCAGCGUUUUUGGCGGCCGCUUUAUUCCAGAGACCUUGAUGGUGGCACACCACGAACUGGAAGAAGCAUGGGCCAAGUGGAAGGUCGAUCCAGCCUUCAAAGCGGAGCUGGCGCGUCUGCGACGGGACUUCAUCGGAGGCCCCACGCCGCUGUACCACGCCAAACGGCUCACAGACUUCAUCGGCGGGGCACAGAUCUGGUUCAAGCGAGAGGAGCUCGCACACACCGGCGCCCACAAGAUCAACAAUGCCAUCGGCCAGGCGGACCGCACUGUAGCAACUCUGGCUGAGAUGCAUGAAGAUGCAGCGAAGAGGCUGAUCAACACUGCCUUGCUGACUGAGUCCUCCAACAAGUCAGCGGUGCUAGUUUUUAUUGAUUAUAUCAACUACAUCCAAGGACACAAUGAGCAGCUCCGGAAUGUCAAGGCAGAGACCGGUGCGGGGCAGCACGGCGUGGCCACUGCCGCGGCUUGUGCUCUCUUGGACUUGGAGUGUAUUGUCUACAUGGGGGAAAUCGACACGGAGCGGCAGAAGUUGAACUGCUUUCGCAUGCGCGAGUUGGGUGCCACAGUCGUGCCAGUGAAGAGCGGCAGCCGAACGCUGAAGGAUGCCGUGAACGAGGCCUUGAGGGAUUGGGUCACCAACAUCCGCACGACGCACUACAUCAUCGGCAGCGCCGUCGGGCCGCAUCCUUUCCCGGACAUUGUGCGUGACCUUCAAGCUGUGAUAGGGAACGAGGCAAGAGCUCAGAUGUUGAAUCAGACGACGGGUGAGUUUGGACACCCCACCUUUACCAACGGCCCUGGACGGCUGCCCGAUUUGGUGGUGGCCUGUGUGGGUGGCGGUUCCAACGCUAUCGGCAUGUUCAACGCCUUCUUGGGAGACAAGGAGGUACGGAUCAUUGGUGUCGAGGCUGGUGGCGAACAUGGCCCGUGGCUUCCAGAUGGCACCGAGACUGACAAGCACUCCGCCACCCUGACGAAGGGCACCGUGGGUGUUCUUCAUGGAUCCCGGACCUACCUGUUGCAGUCUCCCGACGGUCAGAUCAAGGAAACGCAUUCCAUUUCCGCCGGCCUCGACUAUCCGGGCGUGGGCCCUCAACACGCCUCCUUGAAGGCGUGCGGUCGAGUCGAGUACGUUUUUGCCACGGACCAGCAAGCCUUAGAUGCCAUGCGCCUGGUCUCCAGGAAGGAAGGCAUCGUGCCUGCGCUCGAGCCAAGCCAUGCCUUGCAUCAGACGAUGGAAUUGGCCAAGUCCUUGCCAAAGGACAAGAUUGUGCUGGUCAACCUUUGUGGCAGAGGUGACAAGGACAUGCUCCAUGUGGCCAAAGCCCGUGGCGUGAACAUUGACACCGACGUGAAGCUGAACAAGACCGAUUUUGCCCAGCAAUGA